AUGAGCACAGCGACGCUUCAACCGUCGCAGCAACAGCCGCCACCGCGGGCUGCCUCAGCUCAAGGCCAUAGACAAUACCUGCGAUCCAGCAACCCACACAAUUCGAGGAGCGCCUCCCAUCCUCAUCCCAGCCGCCAAUAUGAAAAGGACUUGGUGCUCAAACACGCUGAUGCCGCCAAGGGAAAGGAGGUGUUGCCCCCGGAAGAGAUCACAAAGGAUCCAGAGAACAAACAACUGGGCCAUUCGUCCCGCCAUCUGAGAAUCACCGAUUUUGAGCUGAUGCGCACCCUUGGAACUGGCACCUUUGCCCGAGUCUGGCUUUGUCGCUUCGCCGAUCCUCUCCCACAAGAUAGGGACAAAGUCUUUGCCCUCAAAGUGCUCAAGAAAGUCGACGUUAUCAAACUAAAACAAGUCGAACACGUUCGAAAUGAGCGAGAUGUUCUCGCUGCAGUUGCUGGUCAUCCUUUUAUAACUACAUUGAUUACCUCAUUCUCCGAUGAAACGUCCCUCUAUAUGCUACUGGACUACACUCCAGGUGGAGAAAUAUUCUCAUAUCUCAGGCGGGCUCGCCGCUUUCCCUUCGCUACUGUCCAGUUUUACGCUGCGGAGAUUACCCUCAUACUGGCCUAUCUACAUGAGGUCCAGUUUGUUGCAUACCGCGACCUCAAGCCGGAAAACAUUUUACUCGAUGUCGAUGGCCACUUGAAACUCGUGGACUUUGGCUUCGCCAAAUAUUUACCGCCUGUUCCUGAGCAGAGUUCUGGCAAUACUCAGAACAGCAGUCCCCCUCGGCCAGGGACCGAACAUCCCGAACCACAAGCAAGUGGAGCAGGUGUUACUUAUACCCUCUGUGGUACACCCGAGUAUCUCGCUCCAGAGGUGAUACGCAACACCGGUCACGGUACAGCAGUCGAUUGGUGGGCGCUCGGUAUCUUGGUUUAUGAGAUGCUCAUCGGACAGCCGCCGUUCUGGGAUCAGAAUCCCAUGCGUAUUUAUGAGCAGAUUGUUGCAGGUCACAUCCGCUUUCCAACUAUCCAUCCAGCACAUCAAGGCCUUCGUCACAGCCUCCAUGUCCCAAGAGCAGCGCGAGAUUUCAUUCUUGCACUGUGUAAAACCGACCCUACUCAACGUCUGGGCCACAUUGCUGGGGGAAGCAAACGGGUGAUGGAACAUUACUUCUUUGAUGGUAUCGAUUGGGACGAGAUUUACUAUCGGAGAAAAAGAGGACCAAUUAUACCUAGAGUCGAAUGGGCAGGAGAUGCCGGCAAUUUCGACGAAUAUCCCGAUCCCAUCGAAGGAGAAGAGAGCGAAGGCGGCAGAGGGAGAUAUACCGACGAAUUACGUGACGAAUGGGAAGAUGCUUUCAAAGACUUCUAG
Molecule: messenger RNA, 1377 nt
Organism: Rhinocladiella mackenziei CBS 650.93
Lineage: Eukaryota; Fungi; Ascomycota; Eurotiomycetes; Chaetothyriales; Herpotrichiellaceae
Exons: 2
Coding region: 1-1377 (458 amino acids)
Biological process (GO): peptidyl-serine phosphorylation
Cellular component (GO): nucleus; cAMP-dependent protein kinase complex
Molecular function (GO): cAMP-dependent protein kinase activity; ATP binding
Source: RefSeq, a predicted model, not a curated record